Molecule: messenger RNA, 3265 nt
Organism: Hypomesus transpacificus
Lineage: Eukaryota; Metazoa; Chordata; Actinopteri; Osmeriformes; Osmeridae
Exons: 3
Coding region: 231-2255 (674 amino acids)
Source: RefSeq, a predicted model, not a curated record
ACGUGAGUGUUACUCCGCCAAUUGACAGUCUGUUCCCAACCCUGAGAGUGAGACCCUGUUUUGUAUAAAAGACCAUCUGCUUUUGAGUAAGAAGUUGGGAGGACAUACAGCUGCGUAUUUGAGAUCUUUGAUUUUUUUCAUAGCAGUUACGCAAGCAGGCUCAACUGCGCAUGUCGGUGGCAAAAGACAAACUCCAGUGUCGAUCAGAACUAAUCCCUUGCUAAAGAACCAUGUCGGUGCUGACAGGAGUGCUGCUGGACGUGUCCGGUUCUAUGGAGCGGAGUAUUGGUGGACGGGUGGACCAGAAGGGGGGAAGCUGGGCCAGGUCCAUUUUUAAAGUGGUGGAUGACCUCAUAAAGAACGACGUCUCCAAGUCCAACAGUGUGUUCACUAUAGGAGUUGGAGGAUCCUCCGGAACAGGAGUAUUUGACAUGUUAAAUACACUUAAGAACUCUAAACCCUCCAAACCCUCUGGUCGCAGUAAAGAGGAGAUUCUUGAGCAAGCACUGAGAAUCCUUGAAACAAAUGGUGCACCUAGAGUUCGCACAUGGGCUAAAAUGAAUGUCUUACUCGAUGCUGUUAGUUAUGACAAUGCAGAACUGAUUUUGAACAAGUUGAAGCAUGACCCAAGCUUCAGCAGAACAUUUAUAAAUGAUUGUUUGCCAGAGCAGUGUAGGUUCUUCAGACACAGCGUUGAUUCAUAUGUACAAGAAGGUCUAUUUGGCGGUAUGCGUGUUUUGAAUUUCAUUGGAUUACCUGCACAGGAGUUUGCUACUCGUGAUUCAAUCACAGAGGUGAUUGAAAAGGGAAUGGAGCUGGUAAAGAAUAGUGUCUUGGCCAGCAUUGGACAAGCAGCAGUCAUGGAGGUACAGGAGGCUCAUGAAAUACUCCACGGCUGUGUGGGAGAUGCAGAGCUCUCUGAUGGGCGAGUAGAUGAGCUCAUGGAAGCUGUGAAGCCAUUUAUAUUUGGUGGCACUCCACUGAUUAAGGCCUUAAACCAUGCCAGGGAUUUCUUUGCCCUCUCAAAAUAUCAGGAACACCACAAGCUGCUCUUUGUGCUGUCUGAUGGCAUGCCAGCUGAUGGGAACAACCCACCAAGCAAAGCGUUAUCUGAUCUGGGUGUUACAACAGUCUGCUGCUUCAUCACUGAUCGAUCCAUAUCUGAUCCAUUAAGGCUAUAUAGCAUCGCAGACCAGAGCUGGGAAGGCCCUGCGAAGUUCAUGUUUCGACUGAGCUCUACUCUACAAACCCAGCUGAUACCACGAACAGUUUUUGUAAAGAGAGGGUGGAGAAUCGACACAACAAAUAAUGAAACCAGACUCUUCUGGCAGGUCAACCACCCUGAUAUCGUCUCAGAUGUCUGUGACCUCGCAAGGAACGUAGUCUGUUGCCAAGAUGCACUGGCAGACGUCCUAGCAACUGUUUCUCUGGAUCUCUACAUCAACCAGGCCAACCAGGGCUUUGGUGCCAAGGAACAGAAAGGUGGCACAUGUUAUGCCAACGCAUCUGCUGCUGUUCUCCACCUGGCCAUGAAGCGCAUUCUGGGACGCCGUGGUGGAUACCCAGAUUUCUUCGACAUCCGCCACAAACUGAUUCAGAAGUAUGGUGAGCACGGUGCCAGCACAUUGCAAGUAUUACGAGAGGUGUGUCCCGAGUUUCGUCUGAGGUGCGAGAAGGUAGAUGUUCUUGGUGCCAUGAAGGCUGUUGCUGCCAAACGGCCAGCGAUCGCCAUAUUUCGGCUUACAGUCCCUGAGUGGAAGUCCUUCUCAGAAUUCUUUAAGAGAAACAAAGAUGGGGUACUUACUAAGUCUGAGAUUGACAUCAGCAAGCGUCCACAGAAUGCUGAGCAUACAGGCCAUGCUGUUGUCCUGACCAGUUACAACAGCGGUUGCUUAAGACUGAUGAACUCCUGGGGCAGCUGCUGGGCAGAUGGAGGCUUCUUCAGGGUGCGGAGUGCUGAUGUCCUUGGGCUGGAGUUUAUCGAUGUAUUCUGGACAUUGGAUGACUUGAAACAGGAAGAGAAAGAUGCAUACACUCGUGACGGUCCAGGGAUUGGCGCAAAACUGAUGUCAUCUCUGCAGGGGCUAAAGACGGCGAUGUACAGAUGCCCUCUCUGCUCUAAGGAGUCGAAGGUCGUGGACUUCUCUGGUCGACUGCUGCAGGCAAAAUGUCCGCAGUGUAAAGGAACCUUCAACACUCAUGAUGCUGAUGACGACCUGGUUAUGAACAUGUACUUGACGUCACUCUGUCAAUAAGUUUCCAUCGCUGAUCAGUCCCCCCAGGAUUUAGAUAGUUGCGGCCUAAAUUUCCUGAAGCUUUCCGAGAGCUUUUUCGAAAAAAUUCGAUGAAAGUUGCUAUUUUUUAGGUGUUUGGUUUAAACCGUGUUCUCUGCCUUGUCCCCCUAUCGUUCAGGCACAUAGAGUACAACGCUCGCCUUCUGUGUAGGAGUAACGUGUAUCUAUUUAGUGAUAAUACUUGUACCUGAAGUAGACUAACUAAACUGGUAAAUAAAUUAUAGAGAUGGAGCAGCAUAUUUCUUUCACCUUCCAUGUUCAUCUUGACAUUAUAGCUAUAGAGCGCAAGCUACCCCCACUGCCAUGGCAACUGAACAUCAUCGUAUCCAAAAAGCUCUGUGGACCCUGUCCACACUACUUCGCAAAACCACUGUAUAAUUCAACAAUAUGUGUUGCUUUAAUUGUGUGUGAGUAUGUGUGUGUGUGUGUUGCUUUAAUUGUACUUAAAAAUGCCAUGACUGCUUUAUUGUUUAAAUAUGUGAAUGGCGCACAUACUGUAUGCAAUCAAUCUGUAUAUAACUAAUCGAGGCAACACAUCUGUGUAUAACUAAUCUAGGCAACCAAUCCACAAUAACUAAUAUAGGCAAAAAAUGUGUGUAUACCUAAUCUACAUAACAAAUCUGUGUAUAACUAAUCUACACAAAACAAAUUGGUGUAUAACUAAUCUACACAACCAAUCUGUGUAUAACUAAUCUACACAACCAAUAUGUGUAUAAUAAAUCUACACAUCAAAUCUGUUUAUAACUAAUCUACGCAUCAAAUCUGUGUAUAACUAAUCUACACAUCCAAUCUGUGUAUAACUAAUUGUAGGAGUCGGCUGCAACACUUCUUUUAGCCUUGUUAUCUUGCCAAUUAAUACUGUAAGUGACAUUGCCAAUUUAAUACUGUAAGUGACCUUGCCAAUAAAUAUUGUAAGUGACCUUGCCAAUAAAUACUGUAAGUGACCUUGCCAAUAAAUACUGCACUGGUUA